Lingula anatina is the source of this 4226-nucleotide messenger RNA. Its product is annotated as scm-like with four MBT domains protein 1. NCBI's taxonomy places the organism in Eukaryota, Metazoa, Brachiopoda, Lingulata, Lingulida, Lingulidae. Gene Ontology annotation, molecular function: chromatin binding; histone binding. Gene Ontology annotation, cellular component: nucleus. Gene Ontology annotation, biological process: negative regulation of DNA-templated transcription. The record is from RefSeq and is a predicted model, not a curated record.
UAACUCGACGCAUGCGCAGCAGCGUCACGUUGCCAUCUUUGAGGAACGAAGAAUGUGAAAGAAGUGAUACAUUUUUGCUUUAAAAUGGAUGAAAAUCAAAUUCAGGACCUUAAAGCUGAGCCUCCAGAGCCCCCAACAGAACCCCCAAGAAGUAAUGGCCAUCCCAUUGCAGACCCAGCAGAGCCCCAAAGGAUGCCAGUUAAGCAACUUGAGAAAAUAGCAGAAGAUACUUCUGUAAUAGCUGACAGAGAGACAAAUGCGCCUCUAACACAAGUCGACAUGGUCCCUACACCAACAGGUAGCAACUUAAUACAACAGAGUACAUCUAUGGUUGUGAGCCAAGUCUCUACCACAGACAAUAAUGUGUCAAAGCCAUUAAAACUAAUGGUACCAGAGCCACAGCCCAUUAAAGAGAUGGUCCUUCACAGCCCCCCUCCUGACUUCCAAAACUCCGUCGGAUUGCAGGCAAAGAAAGUGGACCAUACCCAUGCUUCCAUACUCAUCAAAAGCCCAACAAGUACCAGUACAAUGAAAAAGGUUGAUUUUGCUCUCAUUGAGAGCAGCACAAAUGGUGACAAACAGGAGGCAGCAAAUUGCUCUAAGACGGAAGUGGAGAAAAGCACCUCUGCUUCUGUAGCUGCUAUACCAGGUGGUAUUUCUGUGACAGAUCUUCCCAGCAUCCCAGUGGAGUACGAGGAACCAGAGUUUAUUUGGGAGGAGUACCUGGAGGACACGGGGGCGUCGCCCGCACCUCCCACCGCCUUCAAACAUGUUGAGUGCAGUCUACAAAGUGGUUUCACCAAAGGCAUGAAGCUGGAAGUGGCCAACAAAUGUAACAGUAACACGUACUGGGUGGCGUCCGUGGUCAUGACGUGUGGUCCUCUGCUCAGGCUCCGGUACGACGGAUACGACGAGGACAGUUCUGCCGACUUCUGGGCCGAUGUGUUUACAUCUGAUAUACACCCCAUUGGCUGGUGUGCACAGAAUUCCAAGAGUUUGCAGCCCCCUGAAGCUAUUAAAAACAAGUAUGACAACUGGAGUGAGUUUUUGGUGAAAACAUUGACUGGAGCAAGAACUGCACCAAAUUACCUGCUGGAUAGGACCACAGGUAUCACUCCCAUUGACCAAAUCAAACAAGGCAUGAGGCUGGAAGUACAACACGAGCUACAGCCCAAGUCUGUGUGGGUGGUGAGAAUUAUUGAGAAUAUUGGAGGCCGCCUCUUGCUGCGGUACGAAGGCACAGAUUCUGCCACCCAUGACUUCUGGUUGUUUUACCUCCAUCCACGACUGCAUCCCAUUGGAUGGGGGCAAGAAAAUGGCUGCAUUUUUAGACCUCCAGCAGAAAUCAAAGGAGAACAUGAAAACUACACGGAAUGGUCUGAAAUUCUCCAGUCUGCAAUCAAGGAGGCAGGGGAGAGACAGCUGCCAUCAGAUGUCUUCAAGGACCAGAUGGAGUUGAGAGAACACAGCUUCCAGAGAGGUUGGAAGCUGGAGCUUCUGCACCCCAAGAAUCACACCCACCUGUGCCCCGCCACUGUGGUCCAGGUGAUCAACAACCUGUACUUUAUAGUGGAGGUGGACCAGCUGACGGAGGGCGAGAACACCACACCUGUGCGAUUGUGCUGUCACGCAGACUCCCCAGAAAUAUUCCCAAUUCGAUGGGCAAUGUGGAAGGGAGUGACGCUGAUCACCCCAAAAGGUUAUGCCAAACCAGAAUUUGACUGGGAUGUCUACCUGGCAGACACAAAUUCCGAGGCAGCUCCAGAGAAGUGCUUCAACAUGGAGGUUCCAGAACACGAGUUUAAACGAGGACAGAAACUGGAGGCUGUGAACCCUGAACACCCCCAUCAGAUCUGCUGUGCAACAAUCACCAAAAUCAUUGACAAACUAAUCUGGAUACACUUGGACAGCUCUGCUUCCAUGAAAGCCAAUCAUAUUGUAGAUGUGGAGUCACAUGAUAUAUUCCCAGUAGGCUGGUGUGAAAGUAAUGGCUACACUUUGAAACCGCCACAGAAGAAUUUUGGGAGAGGGCGUGUGAAAAAAGUAGCUGUUGUGCAGCCUGAGAGGAUAGUUGGUGACCACUGCAGUCCUGAUGACUUCAGAGCUUUGACUUUCUCACAGAUACAAAAUGGGGAUGCCGGAAAUGGCUGGUGCCCCAAGAUUUACUUCAACCACAAGUGUUUUUCUGGUCCGUACCUUAGCAAGGGGCGUAUAGCUGAGCUUCCCAAGUGUGUGGGUCCUGGUCCCGUGGUGCUGGUGAUUAAAGAGGUGCUAACCAUGCUUAUUAAUGUGGCCUACAAGUCCAGCAGGGUGCUACGAGAGCUGCAGAUGGACCAUGAGCCGAACCCUAGGAUGUACCAGCAAAUGCUCAAAGCAAAAUACAAAGGCAAGAGUUACCGUGCAGUGGUAGAGAUUUGUAAGACUACAGAACAAAUUGAGGAAUUCUGUCGCCAAGUGUGUAUCAAGCUGGAGUGCUGCCCAAACCUCUUCAGCCCCCACUACGUAGACGAGAACUGCCCAGAACACUGCUCUCAGCUCACCAAGACCAAAUACACAUAUUAUUAUGGCAAGAAGAAGAAAAGGAAGAUAGGACGGCCACCAGGGGGACACACAAAUCUGGAAAAUGGGCCCAAAAAACCUGGGAAACGGCGCAAAAGGAAGAAGGUGAACCUGAUGGCCAAGAAGAAAUCUGUAGUUUCAGAAAACGGUGAUGAUUUAGACAUGAACGGAGAAGGGGAAGAGGAGGAGGUAUUUGAAGCAGAUAAUCAAAGCGUAGUUAGCAAAGAAUCAGAAGACAGUGUUGAACGAGAGAGACAGAUGUACUCUAGACAAACCUCGAGGCAAAUUUCCAGGGAUCCCGAUUUUAAACCUUUGCGUCAAAAACGCAAAUAUACACAUUAUGUGGCACCACCUACAGACAUUCGCACCAGAGGCGUGAAACUGCCAAAAUAUACUUUUGAAAAGAGGACUCACAAGAAAAUAUUGUGGUCAGAGAUGUUUGAUGGAGAUGAGGACGUAGAAGAAGAAGUCCCACAAGAGGAGGUGAGGAAGAAACGAGGAAGGAAGUCGAAGAAAGAUCUGGAAACAGAAAUGGUGGCAUCCACACUUCCAUCUCAGAAGGAGAAACCCUACUAUUCUAUCAAGCCCUCUGAGAGACUAUACCUGGAAUCGAACCCUCUCCACUGGAGUGUGGCCAAUGUCAUACAGUUUAUUAAAACCACAGACUGUGCACACCUGGCCAGGGCUUUUAAAGAACAGGACAUAGAUGGUCAAGCACUGCUGUUGCUGAGCCUGCCAACACUCCAGGAACACAUGGAGCUAAAACUGGGACCUGCAAUCAAACUGUGUCACCAUAUAGAGAGGGUCAAACUGGCUUUCUUUGAACAAUUUGUAUAGGAAUCAUCCACUGUCUUUAGUAAUUUGAGGGGUCGGUUAUAAGUUGAAAGUUAUACCUUAAUCAUGGAUUUCUGAAUUAUGAAAAAUGCUUGUCACUUGUUGAAAGAAAUUGAGAAACAUAAUAAGAAUGGUUGGUUAUAAUGAGAUGAAGGUUAUACCUUAAUCAUGGAUUUCUGAAUUAUGAAAAAUGCUUGUCACUUGUUGAAAGAAAUUGAGAAACAUAAUAAGGUUGAGUAGUAACAAUUUAUUUUCAGAAGUGCUUGCAGCUAGUUCAUAUACCAGGCUAAGCCUUGUUGACAAAUUCAUAUAAUCAUGGAUUUAUGAAUUAAAAAUAUGAGGAAAAAGUCAAGAAUUGCAAGUUAAAAUGUAAAUCAAUAGGCUUAUUAUUUAGAAGCAAUUUUAAAUAGCGGUAAUAUGUGCUCAAACUGUUUAACCUUGUAUGACUAUGAUAUAAUGAUUUUUUAAAGAUAUUUUUGUUGGACUUCACGGAGGUUACUUAACACAGGGUUCAAGACAAUCCAACUCUCAGGCUAGAAAUGACCUCGUAAUUUGCAAAAUGUCUCUUCGAAAUUUUUUGCCAAAGUCACUUUCCUGAUUGAGAGGUUACUUUUUAAAUACAUUGAAAAAUGAUUCUAUCUGAAUUUCUAUUAAAAUGCCACCAUGACAGAAGUUUUUGGUAGUUUUUAAAGGGGAAUUUUAUGUCCUUGCAUUUUUGAUUUUGUUAAUCAAGUUCGUAAUUGCCCACUUAAUGUGCAAUGUAUACAUGAAAAUUCCAUUUUACUAUGCCAUUGUUGAUGUUGAAAAGAUUAAAAAAAUUGCUGAGAAAACAU